UAUGGCUUUAUCUCGAUAUCUGUUUGUCUUCUCAACACAACUCUAAAGUGCCUUCAAAUCAAUGCUUUAAUUGAGUUUACAAUCAAAUAAUUUGCUAAUUGUAUUGAUUUGUGUGUCCAAUAAGUGCAGCGAUUGACAAAUGUCUGAAUAGCUUCAGCAAUGAUUUGAAGAAUGGGUCGCAAAAAGAAAAGUGAAUCCCCGGUGAUGGCGAAGAAGGCGAAAGUGGUUGAGAAACGGGUGACGCGAUCCAAGAGAAACCAAACCAAUACUAAUGCAACUAAUCAUGUGGUGAACAAACCGCUGUCCAAACGCCGCACAAACACUAAGAAUAAUAGAAAUGUGUCAGUUUUGGAGGAAUUGCAGACAAUUGAAUUGGAAAACAUUGAGACAGAAAUCAUUAAUGAGUAUCAAAACAACGAAUUGAUUACAAGUGUUGAUACCGAAGAUCUAGAUAUCACUGAAGGCAUCGAUGUCUCACAAUUCAAACAAUGCAAUCAAAUCGUGGCCAAGAAGUCCCUUCCAGAGCCAGUCUUGCAUUCAGGAGACAACGAUGGGUUCAGUGGAAUCGUUUUGGAGGAAAUGGUGACCGAAACUGAGGUCAAUAGCGAAGUGACUCCUAAGAAAAGAGGCAAACGAAAGGCCAAAGUAGCGAAAGACAGUGUUGUCGACAAUGAAUCAGAAACAGUGGCCAACAAUAAUAAAAGCCUUCCGUGUCUUGACUGUGGUCUCGAGUUUCCAGAUAUGCAUUCACUAGUGGUUCAUGAGGUGACCGCACAUGAAGACAAGGGCUAUAGAUGUCAUGUUUGCGAAAAGGUGUUCACUAGAAAGUACCAUUUGGACCGACAUCUACAGCUGACGCCCUGUUCAGGUCAGCCACCGCCGGCUCAUCCGUGCGAGGUUUGCGGCAAAGUGUACACCAGAAAGGAUAACCUUCGCGAACACCUGAGAGUACACGCCGGAGAAGUGACCCGUAAGAAGAAGUUCAAGUGCGCCCAUUGCCCGAAGAUGUUUCACGGGGCCAGCCUUCUCAGGAUACAUUCAUUGAGUCUUUAUAUUUGUAUUCAUUCAGGAAAACAGUUCAUUCAGGCGGGAGGUCUGAAAGCGCACCUCUUCUACCACACGGGACAGAAUGGAUUCAAAUGCGAGUUCUGUUCAAAGAUCUUCAACCGAAAGGCUAGACUUCAAAUGCAUACCCGAUAUGUUCACGACAAGGACAGACCUUUCGAGUGCACUGAUUGCGGAAAGAAGUUCACCCGAAAGGAGGAUCUAAAUCGACACUACGUUUUGCAUACCGGAGAAAAACCUCAUCAGUGCCCCACUUGUCUCAAACGGUAUGUUCUCUUCUCAAUCAAGCCGUCACUGAAACUGCAUUUACUGACGCACACGAAGGAGGAGCCGCGCAGUUGUCACGAGUGCGGCCGCGCUUUCAUCCGCAAAGACUGUCUUCUGCGACAUAUGCGUAAAAGACAUCGGGAUCUGUUAGACAAGAUCCUCAUGGAAGACAAGGACGACGACGAGGGCUCGCCCUCUGCCGCCUCUCCCGGUUCCAGUGGUUAUGCGGUUAACAAUCGUGUGCUCAGCGAACAGAAGUUAUGCGAUUCCAUACGAGAACUGCUGAGCCUUUUGGUGGAUGAGGCGACUCUCAAAGGCUUUGGAUGGCCGGACGCACCCGUCGAUGAACUGCUCGAGGCGGUGAUCAAGAGGUGCGGACACACGCCUGUCAAACACGACAGUUAUAGCUAUUACGACAGACUAAGAGAGAACUCGAAGCUCUUGUUUACGGUUGUCAUCGAUGAUAAUGCAGUGAAGACUUUGCUCAACAAUCAGACCGUCGAUGAAGUGAUUCUUCAUGUCCUCAGAUUAGCUAAAUCCUAAGCAUCUGAACAUUCCUUCGUGCAAACCCUCAUACGAUACUAAUAAUACAAAUAAUAUAAAACUUUAAUUAUAUUACAGUCUAUAAUGUUAUGUAAUAUUGAACUUAAAGUGCCUUUUCUUACAUCAAACCUAAUGUGAAAUUUUUGUAGAUUUCAAACAUCUAGUUAUCACUUAUUUUGGUCACACUUUCCACAUAUUUUUUAAACGCAU
Molecule: messenger RNA, 2085 nt
Organism: Oppiella nova
Lineage: Eukaryota; Metazoa; Arthropoda; Arachnida; Sarcoptiformes; Oppiidae
Source: the annotation of a GenBank genome assembly